Molecule: messenger RNA, 6900 nt
Organism: Pocillopora meandrina
Lineage: Eukaryota; Metazoa; Cnidaria; Anthozoa; Scleractinia; Pocilloporidae
Source: the annotation of a GenBank genome assembly
UCGCAUAUUCAUUCAUUUAUUCAGCAUUUUAUAAUGACCCCUCGUCGCCAGAAACUGAGAACUGCAACAGUUCUAAGACCUCAAAAAUAAACGUAGAGUACGGCAAGCUUCUUUUUCAGGGUACAGAAUUUUAGUGAUGAAUUGUAGGAGGAGGGGAGUGCAGAGUACGCAAGGAUUUGGAAAACAAUGACGAGGCUUAGUUUUGCGAGAUUCGUCCUAAUUUCAAACAUAAACUUUUUGCCGCUGGGUUUUGCCGACCACCUAACUCCACAAUAGACACUUAAAAGGAACUCACGAAGUCCCUUCAACUCGUCAGCAAAGCAACCUUCGACCAGCUUUUGGCCUGUUGGGACGUUAGUCUCCCUACCAUCAACUGGAAAACCUGUACUUUCAUCAACAAUGACUCCAUCUGCAGCUAUUUUACAAAACUAGUGCGAGACAAUUACUUGGGGCAACUGGUUGAUUCCCGUACACGGAAUACCAUCAUGUUGGAUCUGGCCCUCACUAAUACAGUACCGCUCGCGUAUAGCUCUAAAGAACUAAUUUUUAGCAAAUUUCAAGUACAUCUCUAUUACUCGUGUAUUUUACAGGAAAAGGACAAUUCUUGGGUCACUGUGGAGAUGGUGAGAAAUUAUCCUUUUCUUAAGUGAAUUUUUUUACUACAAAUAUUUCGUAACUUGCAUGACGAAGCAUUUUUUCUAUUUUCACAUUUUGUUUUGAUUUGCCAUUAUGAGGAGGAUAGUUUGGGGGAGUUUUUUUUUUAUCUUAAAAGAUCAGGGGGUAGGGGGCAGGGGGUAGCUGUCAAAUGGGACUUUGUUCUGUUACUGCCCCCGUCACGAAAUUCUUUUUUAUUCACCUCGCCUUUUAUACAAAACUAACUAGUUCUAGUCGCUUAUUUUAAUGGUGUCGUGUUGCAGUUUGGUUGCCUGUUACGACUACGUCUUGUUCUGACUCAUAUGCAAAUUUUUUAGGCGUAACCGGAGUAGCCUCUUGUUUUAUUAUUUGUCAAAUAAUCGAUCGAUGUUCCCCAAAUUGCUCGAAAAAGGAAAGGGAAAAAUGAAAUGAAAGAUGCAUGUAGUUCAAGUAUGUUUAAGACUCGCCGGCGCGUAUAAUUAGGUAUGGGGAGCCGUUUGUCCCAAAUAUUAAUCACUAGUGGUAAAACUCAACCGUCCAUUUUAAGAUACACGCAUUUGAGUUCUAAAUAACUUAUCUCGAGUAAAUUUCUCUUUUAGUAUCUAUGGUAGCAGGGUCUCACUCUGGAGAUGGUGAGUAAUUUUCCUUUCCUAUAAGUUUAAUUUUUUUGCUACUGGUAAGAUACAUGAAAAAAUUACUCAGUUCUGAUUGGUUAAGAUAAAUUUAGUUUUCAGGUAAUUCAGUGCAGAAGAGGGUUAAUUCAGUGCUCAGACACUUUGUUUUAAUUUGCCAUCAUGAGGAGGAUCAUGUGGGGGAGUUAAAGAUCGGGAGGGGGGGCAGGGGGCAGCUGUUAAUUGGGCUUUGUCUUAUUACUGCCCCCUGUCACGAACUUAUUUUUUAUGGAUCUGUAAAUUUUGUAACGAAUAAAUUAAAUUAGACGAAUGCUAAAGUUUUUCAUACAUCAAACUCUGGUUACAAGGAGAAGUUUAUUCAUUAAACUGCCUGAUCAGCUUUCCCUUUUCUCAUUUUUUUAGCAUUGAGAGCUCUCGUUUUGGUUAUGUAAACGGUCCAUUUAUACUAGAUAAUUACGCCAGUUCUUUGGGUGCUCACUUCACUUUUACACUGCACCACAGCCUCUUACAUGUUUAAGUAGGAUAAUCUUAAAAAAUAGCUUUCCAACUUGUUAAGUCAACCGUCCAUUUAAAGAGACACGCAACUAAGCUCUAAAGAACUAAUUUCUAGCAAAUUUCAAGUACAUCUCUAUUACUCGUGUAUUUUACAGAAAAAAGACAAUUCUGGGGUCACUGUGGAAAAGGUGAGCAAUUACCCUUAAGUGAAGUUUUUUGCUACAAAUAUUUCGUAACUUGCAUGAAGAAGCAUUUUUCUAUUUUCACUUUUUGUUUUGAUUUGCCAUUAUGAGGAGGAUAGUUUGGGGGAGUUUUUUUUAUCUUAAAAGAUCAGGGGGUAGGGGGCAGGGGGUAGCUGUCAACUGGGACUUUGUUCUGUUACUGCCCCCGUCACGAAAUUCUUUUUUAUUCACCUCGCCUUUUAUACAAAGUUCUAGUCGCUUAUUUUAAUGGUGUCGUGUUGCAGUUUGGUUGCCUGUUACGACUACGUCUUGUUCUGACUCAUAUGCAAAUUUUUUAGGCGUAACCGGAGUAGCCUCUUGUUUUAUUAUUUGUCAAAUCAUCGAUCGAUGUCCACCAAAUUGCUCGAAAAAGGAAACACAAUGUUUAAGACUUGCCAGCGCGUAUAAUUAGGUAUGGGGAGCAUUUGUGCCAAAAAUAUCAAUCAUUAGUGAUAAAACUCAAUCGUUAGUGCUAAAAAAUCAAUCGUAGCGAUAAAACUCAAUCAUUAGUGCUAGUAUUGAUUUGUUAUCGAUUUUACCUUGAGCUAGUCUCUCGCUUGUUAAGCAAAGGUGAACCAAUCAAAUCUUGCUCACUUUCAUGAAAUCUGAUAAGGGACAUUGAAAAAAUGAGAAUAAAGGUAAAGACUACGAAGACUCAUCAACUCUUUUUUUUCACCACUUCAACCUUUUUUAAAAUUGAAUUAAGUUGGAGUGCCAAAGUUUUCCUCACGUCAAACUCUGAUUUCAAGGAAAGUUUUGUUCAUGAAAUUACUCGAUCAGCUUUCCUUUAUCUCAUUUUUCUUUUAACGUUGAAAGCUCUCUCUUUUGCUAGGUAAACGGUCCACUAUAGAGAAUUACUCUAGUUCCCUGAGUGCUCACUUCCUUUUUGCACCGCACCACAGUCUCUUACAUGUUUAGAUAAAAUAAUCUCACAAAAAUAGCUUGCCUGCUUGUCAAGUCAACCGCCCAUUUUAGGAGACUCGCAGUUGAGUUCUAAAGAACUAAUUUCCAGUAAAUUUCAAGUACCUCUCUAUUACUCUUGUAAUUUAUAGAUGAUGAGCUAACCGUUGGUACUUCGAGAUGGAGUGAGUAACUUUCUUUUUUUUCGCUUAAGUCUUUUGCUACAAAUAUUUCUUAGCUUGCAUGACGAUGCAAUUCAUCUAGUUUAAGAGACUCGUCAAACUCUUGCCAAAAACAGCUAAAAUUAAGGGUUUCUCGGGCACUUUUUGUUUUGGUUUGCCAUUAUCAGGAGGAUAAUAAUAAUCUGUUAUCUUAAAAGAUUUCGGGGGGGUAGGGGGCAGGGGGUAGGGGUAACUGUCAAUUGGGACUUUGUCCUGUCACUGCCCCCCGUCACGAACUUAUUUUUUUACGUAUCUGUACAUUUUUGUAACGAAUAAAUUAAAUUAGGGUACCAAAGUGUUAUACACCUUAGUUUCCGUGCAACUGGUGUAAUUUUCCCUUUUUCUGUUUUAAGUUUUAUGCUAUAAAUAUUUGGUAGCUAUAAAACUAAUUUCCAGUAAAUUUCAAGUACCUCUGUAUUACUCUUGUAAUUGAAAGGUGUUGAGCUAAACUGUGGUACUUUGAGAUGGAGUGAAUAGCUUUCUUUUUUUUAACUUUAGUCUUUUGCUAAAAAUAUUUCGUAGCUUGCAUGACGAUACAAUUCAUCUAGUUUAAGAGACUCGUCAAACUCGUGCCAAAAACAGCUAAAAUUAAAGUAAACUUAAACGGUUCAUUUAAAGAGAUUUACACUAGUUCCCUGAGAGCUCACUUCACUUUUACGCCGCACCACAGCCUCUUACUUGUUUAAGUGGCAUAAUCUAAAAAAAAAACUUGCUUGCUGUCAAUUGGGACUUUGUCCUAUUACUGCCCCCAGUCACGUACUUCUUUUUUUAUGUAUUUUUGUAACGAAUAAAUUAAAUUAAAUUAAAUAAGAUGAAUGCUCAAGUUUUCCAUGCAUCAAAUUCUAGUUACAAGGAAGAUCUUGACUGUAAAUAUAUGAAAAUCAUAUAUGGGUACUGAGGUUGAAGAAACGAAAAUAGAAGCAAUCCUCGCAGAUAUGAAUACUACUGAACUAGUAGUGAAAUUCAUUAAACUACUCGAUCAGCUUUUCUUCUUCUCAUUUUUUUUUAACAAUGAGAGCUCUCGCCUUUGUUACGUAGACGGUUAUUAAUAGAGAAUUACACUAGUUCCCCUGAGUGCUCACUUCACUUUUACACCGCACCACAGCCUCUUACAUGUUUAAGUAGGAUAAUCUUAAAAAAUAGCUUGCCUACUUGUCAACUGUCCAGCUAAAGAGACACGCAGUUGAGUUCCAAAUAAGUAAUUUCUACUAAAUUUUAAGUACCUCUCUAUUGCUCUUGUAAUUUACAGAAGAGGAUCAAUCCUGUGGUUUCUCUGGAAUUUGUGAGUAAUUUUCUUGCUUGCAUGGCAAAGCAAUUUGUCUAGUUUUAGAGACUCGUCAGGCCCCUCCCAAAAAGCAGGGGCUGAAAAAGCUAAAAUGAAGGGUGUUCCUCAGAACCUUUUUUUUUUUUUCGGAUUUGCCAUUGUGAUGAGGAUCAUGUGGAGGAGUUUUGGAUCAGCCAUUCUCGAUCAGAUACAAACAGUAUAUGAAUUUGAUUUCUGUUUGACUUGAAGAAUUUAGGCAGGGAUGCGAGAUUCUAGGUGUAUAUGUUUCGUAUCUCAAAGAUACGUUUAGUUUCUCGAUAUUUCUUUCUCUAAUACAUAUGAGGUACUUUAGCUUUCUAAUGCCAGAUAAUCGCUUGAUAAUCAGAUAAUCAGAUAAUCAAUGACUUCCAUCAAGUAUUUCAACUUUUCAAUUUCCCAUCUCAUUCUCGAACGUCAUACGGUACAAAUAACCAAAACCUCUUUACAUACUGAACUUCUCUGUGCAAAAAGCAAGAACAUUAUUUCCUGUCACCGAAAUGUAUCCCUUAGAGAAGCAGACAAAUCAAAAUAAACAGAUCUCCCCUUUUCUAUUUCACUGCUAUGUCUACAGAAAGAAUUCAUUUAUGACUGAGAAAUAAGGCCUCAGAGGAAGAGGAGGAUUGAGAGAGUCGAACGCGAUUACUACGCGUACCAUCCCAUGUUGGAAACUUUUCAAUUUAAAAUAUGCGUGAAUAAGUCAUUCUUCAGUUUACUGAAUUUAAGUAGACUGUUUCUCUCGAUUAUUUUGCAUUCGAAUUUCCCACCUCGAUGAUCACUGUGUGCGAUAUUUCCCGGCUAUGAUUCUGAAUUAUAUCAUCUUGCUAAUGCGUCGAUCAAUUCCAAGCUUCAAAAUCUCCCCUCAGGGAACCCAAUUGGCCCACCCACGGACCAGAUUUAAUGGUCAAUUUUUAUGCAAAAGACAAAAUCAGGGUCGUGACUUUCUACUCAUUGACCAAGCUUUAAAACUUGUAGACCUUGUAGACCUUGUAGACCUUUUCUUUUGAGCUGUUCGCCAGUGAAAGUGAACUUUACCUAUUAAAGGAUAAAACGCUUGUAUUCCUUUGGAAAGACUUGACACUUCCUUCUCCACCCUAGCUAGGAAAGGUUCAAAUACCCCAACCUCUGGGCAAAGAAAACAGUCAAAUGCCCGUGGGUUUUCUGGGUAAAGAUAUUGAAAUUUAGACUUGGUCGGCACAUAACCAAGUGUAAGGCCGUACUUGGGAGGUCUGUAUUUUAACAACCGAAGGCCAAUAUUUCCCUUACGACAAGAGCAAGCGAGGUUAGUAGACAGUUUAUCUUAUGGCACUCAGACCGAGCUUGUUUAUUUUAUUUUUACUAGCUUUCAGUCAUAAAAACGCACAGCUUAUGACCGUUUCUGUGGUGGAAACAGACCGCAGGGCAAAAUCCGAAUCAAAUAGGAAAACUAGUCAGAACGCUUAGAUCUACCCCAGGACUACCUUGCCAUAUAAAUGCAAUAAUAAUACAACCGUAAAUAUGUCCUGGAAUAUUUGUAUAUCUGCCGUCAAUGCCCUUUUCCUAUUACGUGUAAAGUUGACGGUCGUACCAAUGUCGUUAAACCGGAUCCUGCAUGGAGAUCAGGUGGAACAACAUUACAAGGCCACAGUACACAACAGUUUACCACGGCUGAACCAAUAAGAGUGGAUCAUUCACGGAGGGUGGAACUGGUACUCAGGCUUGUAGCCAGGUAAUACACCACUUAGCACAUUCAAAAAGGGAAGGGUCAGCUAUUUGUUUUAGAAUAGUUAGUCCUUCGUACCUGGCUCGACGAUUAGCCGUUGUUAUCGAAAUGAGCCGUGUAUUAUCUCCUAGGUACGACUUGAGAGAGUAGCGGUAUUCGACCUAAAUGUCUCUCGUUAUUACAAAGAUUUUUAAACAAGAGCUUUUCUAAAGUAACCACGAGCUGUCAUGAGCAAAGUACAAAAUUGUUUAGGGAAAAUUUUGACACAGUCACCUACGACCAAGGAAAACCGGUUUCUCCAACACUGAGGGCGAGUUGUAGAUGUUAGAUCUUUAAUAUUAAUUGUUAAUAUUCUUGUAUGUCUUUACUUUUUAGAGAUGGAGAAAAAGAUUUAGAAUUUCCCAAAGGUGAAUGUAAACCGAUGUCAACUCUGACUCCACCACCUGUCCAAGAGUAGGGCAGACAAUGAAUCGGUGUAAAUGGAAGUCAGUUCAACAAGUAGAUUCUAAUUUCUUUAGGUUUGUCUUGUUCACCGAUGACAGCAAAAUAUGUUAAAAACAAAAUUCUACAGUAAGCUGAAUAAUACGAGUGUUCAGAUUUGUUCUUUCUUAUAAUCUGUUGGAAGACAGAUGAUAUCACCAUCAACAAGUUUUUACUUCUUUUACAUUAUAUGAAACACAUAGAUUCCAUGUUGCUGUUGGUCAGUUCAGUAAUAGAUCACAGAAGUUGUAAAAUAUGGCAAGAACAUCAGUGACAUGUACUUUGCAUUUAUUAAAGAAAUAACUUUGAAAGCACC